Phalaenopsis equestris is the source of this 1472-nucleotide messenger RNA. RefSeq names its product transcription factor bHLH68-like. Gene Ontology annotation, molecular function: RNA polymerase II cis-regulatory region sequence-specific DNA binding; DNA-binding transcription factor activity, RNA polymerase II-specific; protein dimerization activity. Gene Ontology annotation, cellular component: nucleus. The transcript is spliced from 9 exons. Lineage: Eukaryota; Viridiplantae; Streptophyta; Magnoliopsida; Asparagales; Orchidaceae. Bases 187 to 1218 code for a protein of 343 amino acids. The record is from RefSeq and is a predicted model, not a curated record. Gene Ontology annotation, biological process: regulation of transcription by RNA polymerase II.
GGUAAAUAUGAGGUUCCUGGAAACAGUAUCACUCCUUUCUCUUCUCUUAAAUCACAGCCACAGAAACAAAGAAAGCAAGGCUUCCAAAGAUUGACCUCAGGGUGGUAGGAAAGGGAGGAAGAAGAAAAGAAAGAUAAAAGGAGUGAGGGAGGAAGAGCUUAAGAAAGCUCUUUAGAGUUUUCAGGAAUGAAUAAAUCUGGUGUUUUUCAAGGCUCUCUUUUGCAGCAGCAGAUGGUGGGAGGAAGCCCUUCAUGGUGGAGCAUGAACCAUCUAAGACCUAAUAAUGGAGAAACCUCUCCUCUUCUCCACCCUCAUGCUCUCCAACAACAUCUCCAGCCCUCCAAUUCUCUUUCCUUGAACUCUUUGUAUGAGAGCCAAGAACUUCCACAAUCAUGGAGCCAACUGUUGCUUGGGGGGUUAGUGGGCGAAGAAGAAAGGUACGGCCUUGGUACUCCUUUUAAGAAAACAUUGAAUUGGGAAGAGCAACUCAUGCACCAAUCACAAGGAGCUUAUACUAUUGAUGUCAAGCAAGAGAACUCAGAGAGUUUGUACAGCCAUGGAAGCACCAGUGAAGAAAUCCAGCUUGCUACAGCCAGUAGAGCUUCUUGGAGUCAGAUUCUACCAGUCUCUUCUCCCAGAUCCUGUGUCACCUCAAGUUUGAGCUCCAAUAUGUUAGAUUUCUCCAACAGCAAGGCUGAAAGAAAGCAUCUUCCUCCAGAUCACUCAUCUGAGUGCAAUAGCAUAGAAACAGGUGCUGUUUCAAAGAAAGCAAGGGUUCAUGGCUCCUCAUCAUCACAGUCCACUACUUUCAAGGUGAGGAAGGAAAAACUUGGGGAUAGAAUAACAGCACUGCACCAAUUGGUUUCCCCAUUUGGAAAGACUGACACAGCUUCUGUGUUGCUUGAAGCCAUUGGAUAUAUCAGAUUCCUGCAGAGUCAAAUUGAGGCUCUAAGCUCCCCGUACUUGAAUAUUGCAUCAAGGAAAACAAGACUACCUGCACAGGGAGAAAGGAGUUGUAUAUUUCCAGAAGACCCUGGUCAAUUGUUGAAUGAUAAUUGCAUGAAGAGAGGUCCAGUUGAUCAGGACGGCAAUGUUGAGAUAAAAAAGGAUUUAAGGAGUAGGGGACUGUGCCUGGUUCCAGUAUCAUGUACAUUACAUGUUGGCAGCGAUGAUGGAGUUGAUUACUGGUCUCCAUCAAUCGGUGGAUGCUUUCGAUAGGCUCAACUUGGACUUCAAAAGAGUUGAAUUAAUGGUGGAUAUAUCAUCAAGAGCAGUCACUCUGUUGGAGAAGAAGAAGAAGAUUGACUGCUCUUGAUGCUAUGCACAAGUUAUUUAAGAAUCUUAGGGGGGGGUGGGGGUGAUGAGGAAGCUAAAAUGAUGUAUCAGCUUAUCACACUUUUGAUUUGAAGAUAUGUACUUCUUUUGUAAGAAACAUUUUAUUUACUUUUAAUGAAUGCCACUUAUAUGUACAA